Molecule: messenger RNA, 1368 nt
Organism: Cylicocyclus nassatus
Lineage: Eukaryota; Metazoa; Nematoda; Chromadorea; Rhabditida; Strongylidae
Source: the annotation of a GenBank genome assembly
AUGACAGUACUUGCGAAACUUCAGAAGGACCGUGCUGAUUCCAAACAAAUAGAAGCACACACGCACAAGAUGUUUGCCAAAGCCGGCGUCUUAGACAUAUUGAAACCGUCUAAUGUUGAACUCUGUUUGAUCGUACAGAAAUCACUGGAGAAAAAUUUUAAGAAUGUGGAAGUGGACCUCAAAACUUGUCCCGAUCUGUCAGCAGCGCCCUUCAACAUGACUUCGAAUGGUUUUGGUCGUAAACUCGUAAUAGCUGAAGUUGGCGGACCAGGCAAUCUUUACCCAGUCAUACAUAAAGAAAAAGAAUUCGAUCUACUGGAGAUUUGUCGGCAUUGCCAAGCACCAUCGUCUUUCGUGUUUGGUCCUGGUGCAGGUCCCUGGCAAGUGGUUGGGAAAAAUUGUGAAAUGGUCGCUGAUGCGAAUUUCUCCACAUCAAAAGUUGCUACCAAAUUAGCAUCAAUAGUGGAAGGUCAUGCAAAACCAUACUUGAUGUCCACAACUGACUCUCCAAAGUUCAAUCUGAUGGCCAAUCUGGCGAUAUCUGCCAAAGCUGGACCUGCUGAGGUAGUGCAUUGCAAGUGUUCUGUUCGAGUUGGGGAAGAAAAUUUUCCGGAGACGAUACGUAGAGGACUUGCCGCUCACUAUGGCGAGAAAUGUGUAUCUCUCGCCGGCAUAUUUCUGCUAAGAGAAGGUGAAGCAAAACUUCAUGUGAUGCCCGAUUUCCCAGGAUGCCCGUUUGGAAGUGAAAAGGAAAUCGAGCAGUGGCUGCGCUUCUUCACAAUGAAAGCUCCUCUAGUCUGUGCUUCUGUGUUCCACUCCUACGACCCUGGCCAUAAAUUACGAAUGGAACACACUCAUUGUUAUUCGGAGCAUGGCGAUGCUGGACAUUAUCAUUAUGAUACUACUCCUGAUACAGUUGUCUACGAAGGAUGGUUUGCUGCUGCAGAAAAAAUCUAUCGAAUAGAUGAAGUUUGAUGAUCGCAGGCUUCCAUUUUUCUUUUGAACUGAAACACUGAAAAGAUGAACGCGUUGUUGUGCAGUUAUCAACUGUUCAAGUAUCGAUAUUUGAUAAUCUUAGUAUCACUAUAGUUGAUCACUAUGGUUGUCAGAAGAUUGCUAGAUUUUAUUUUCAUCUAUGCACGCUCAAUUCAUUGAACACUCUGUAUUUUGGAGCACUUAUGUUCCUCAUUUUUUUUAAUCACAUGGUCUGUAUCUUCCCUUCACUUGGGUCCACUUCGCACGUUGUUUUCUGGCUCCGUCAUCGAUAGAAAUCCUUCAAUUUUUGCAAUUUGAACUUUCAUUUCGAAUUUAUCUGUUUUUUAUAUACUAGAACCACUUUUUCUUUUUACCUAAAAUUGAACUCUCGCC